Messenger RNA from Theobroma umbraticum, 872 nucleotides. It is a transcript of the gene ATC, whose product is annotated as centroradiali. Gene Ontology annotation, biological process: vegetative to reproductive phase transition of meristem; negative regulation of flower development. The record is from RefSeq and is a predicted model, not a curated record. NCBI's taxonomy places the organism in Eukaryota, Viridiplantae, Streptophyta, Magnoliopsida, Malvales, Malvaceae. Gene Ontology annotation, cellular component: cytoplasm; nucleus.
AUAAGCUUAUCCAGACUCUUAUAACAACUUCCAGUCUUCAGUCUUCAUCACUCCUUUUUCCUUUGCCUGUCUCUUUUAUUUCACCCUGGGAUGGCAAAACUGUCAGAUCCUCUUGUAGUGGGGAGAGUGAUUGGCGAUGUUAUCGAUGCUAUCACCCCAUCUGUGAAAAUGACUGUCACUUUCAACUCCAACAAGCAGGUAUAUAAUGGCCAUGAGUUGUUUCCAUCCUCAGUAACUAACAAGCCUAAGGUUGAUGUCCAUGGAGGCGAUAUGAGAUCCUUUUUCACCCUGGUCAUGACAGACCCAGACGUUCCUGGUCCUAGUGACCCUUACCUGAGGGAGCACUUACACUGGAUAGUGACAGAUAUCCCUGGCACAACUGAUGCCACAUUUGGAAGGGAAGUGGUGAACUAUGAAAUGCCGAGGCCAAACAUAGGGAUCCACAGGUUUGUGUUCCUCCUCUUCAAGCAGAAACGCAGACAAGCAGUGCUAAGUACACCCUCAUCAAGGGAUCAUUUCAAUACCAGAAAGUUUGCAGAAGAAAAUGAACUGGGCCUCCCUGUUGCAGCUGUCUAUUUCAAUGCUCAAAGGGAAACAGCUGCAAGGAGACGCUAAAAUAAGUGGUACAGUAAAGAUGAUGUUAGCCAAGUCUGUUCACUGUACCACACCGUACCAGAACCACAAGACAUGUACUAUGUGCAUGUUUGGGGCUUAAUGGGGUUAGCUAAGAAUAAAGCCUGAUGGGGGGCAUUCGUUAGGAAUUGUUAAGUAGCCCAUUUGACGGAAAAUAAUCUUUAUCCAAGAGACUAGGUCCCUGGUCUUCUUAUUCUAGCAUUAGUAUCAGUUAAAGGUUAUGCUACUUUGUAAUUGCA